GUCGCAUUAGCGAACAACGACGACUACCAAAGGGACGAGACCACGACGUCAAAGAGCGACACAGUCGCAGAUUAGGCUCCUAUCGGCGCACAACCGAAGAGGUUGUAUCAACCAGGUUGUCGAGAAAGAACAAGCGUGUGUGUUCUCCUCACAUCUGGGAAGAAACUUUUUCACCAUCAUGACCAGCCGCAUCUCCAUCAUCUCUCUUUCAGGAGAAAAAGAAAAAGAGGCUUGCGACCCGGAACGCGGAGAAGAGAUCGCGAACUUCGAAAAGGCCAUGGAGAUGUGCGAAAAUGGACGAUACCAAUACACCAUUUUGUUGGUGUGCGGUGUAAUAUUCAUAUGCGUCGGUUGUCAAUACGGUGCGAACGCGUACAUUUUAGCGUCGGCCGAAUGCGAUCUAAACAUGAGAUCUGAGGAGAAAGGAUUCUUGAACGUCGCUUUUCUCAUAGGAUCGGUGGUUAGCGCCCUUUUUUGGGGAGUCUUCGCAGGUGCGUACGGAAGGAGGAAUCUCAUACUGAUAACUCUCUUCACUGACAGUAUCGUGACGUUGAUCACAAGCUUUAUGCAAAGCUUCAAGUUGUUCCUAGUUUUCAGAGUCGUAAGCGGUUUCUUGAUGGGCGGACCCGGUGCUAUAGCGUACACGUAUCUGGGCGAGUUUCACGCGGAAAGUCACAGAGCGAAGAGCAUUUGUUUCCUAGGCUUCUUUUUUACUCUCGCCUGGUUGAUAUUACCCGGUGUGGCGUGGAUUAUCAUACCGCUGCCGAUAUCCUUCGAAUUCUACGGUAUUCAUUACAAUUCCUGGAGACUGUUUCUCGGCAUUUUCAGCGUGCCGCUUUUCAUCAUGGGCGUGAUACUUCUCCAGUAUCCCGAAAGCCCGAAAUUUCUGUUGUCCCAGGGCAAGACCGACAAGACACUCGCGAUUCUCCAAAGUAUCUACGCGGUGAACACCGGACGCGAUAAAAGCGAGUUUCCGAUAAAAGAACUCGUCUCCGAAGCCAUGUUCGGGAAGGAUCAAGCGUCGUCUUCCGCGUUAACGGAGUUGUUGAAAAAUAUUUGGUGGCAAAUGCGCACCAUUGCAUCGCCACCUCAUCUGAAGUACGCCGUUCUCUUGUGGAUGAUUUAUUUCACGAACAUGUUCGGGUUCUACGGUUUUAAUCUUUGGCAACCGGAUCUGUUCAAUCGUUUCGAGAAUUAUCACCAAUCGCACCCGAACGCGUCGAUGACGGUUUGCGAGGUGAUAUAUCACACGCAUUUGUUGAAUCACACCGUUAUACCGGAAGAACCGUUUCUUCUCUUGGCGAAUCGUGCCACCGUAAAGUGCAAACCGCACAUAGACGAGCAGGUGUUCAUUAACUCCAUGACCAUUAAUGCCGUUUGCCUGCUCGGCAAUAUCCUUUCCGGCUACUUGGCGAACCGGGUUGGUCCUCGAACAAUGCCGAUAACCACGAUGUUCAUUGCCGGCAUCUCGACCAUCGGCAUCUACUUCGUGAGAUCCUCGCUGCAGCUUCUCAUAACGACGUGCUUCUUCUCUUUGACGAUAGCGACGGGGAAUUUCGUGAUCGCCAGCGUGGCAGUCGAUGUUUUUCCCACAUACAUAUCAGCCGUGGCUGUAAGCAUGAUGGUCUGCUUGGGAAGACUCGGCGCGGUGGUGAGCAAUUUGGCAUUCGGCAUGCUACUGGAUCUCAGCUGCGAGAUUCCAAUAUUCUUGCUGGCCGGUGUCUCCAUAUUUGGCGGAUUACUGUGCUUCCUGAUUCCGAGCAAGGAAAAGAAAUGAAAAUCGUCUUGUGGAUCGAUAUUAAAAUUUAGGAAGGAACGAAGUCUCGAAUGAGAGUAAAGAGUUUCGUAUUGUUUGUUAUACAUUCUGUUAUUUUUUUAUAUGCGUGUGUGUGUCCGAUUUGUGUGGAGUCUAGAAGUAAUGACUGUAUUGACUGCUACAAAAAAAAAAAAAAAAAAGAAAAAAUUAACGUGCCUUUCGUAGGUAUAAUGUUCAAUGACAUUUCACAGACUUUUAGAAAAAAGAAGAAAACUGUAUUCUAGGUUUAUGUUUU
Messenger RNA from Pseudomyrmex gracilis, 2051 nucleotides. RefSeq names its product synaptic vesicle glycoprotein 2B-like. Gene Ontology annotation, cellular component: membrane. Gene Ontology annotation, biological process: transmembrane transport. NCBI's taxonomy places the organism in Eukaryota, Metazoa, Arthropoda, Insecta, Hymenoptera, Formicidae. The transcript is spliced from 10 exons. The record is from RefSeq and is a predicted model, not a curated record. The coding region runs from base 179 to 1777 and encodes 532 amino acids. Gene Ontology annotation, molecular function: transmembrane transporter activity.